GCCCCCGCCGUUCGCGCCACUGAACAACAGUUGUCGCGUUUGUCCCUCGUUCUUUUGUUCUGUGCGGAUUUUGUGCAGUCCUAAAGGAAGUUGACACGAUUCCGGACGUUAUGGUGAGCUCGUGUGUCGCCUUCGGCUGCACUAAUCAUGCGAAGCAGAAGCCAGGAAUCACUUUUCACGUGUUUCCGAAAGACAAGACGCUGCGUGACGCAUGGCAGCGUGCUGUUCGGAGGGAUGUCUGGGAGCCUAAGAAUGCGGACGUUCUCUGCUCGGAGCACUUUGAAGCCAACUGCUUUGACAGGACGGGCCAAACGACUGCGACCAGGGAGCAUUCCUACCAUUUUUCCUGCGUUCCCUGCGCAUCUCCAGAAACCAGCGAAAAGAAAGCGAGAGGCCCCUAAGUGUCGGACUGCGCUGUCACCUGUCGUCAGUGCUGAGGCAGCGGUUGAAAUGCCAUCUGAGCCUUCGUCGCCGACGAAGGAUUGGUACCGUUCCAAGGCAGAGGAGUCUGCACAAGAGGUUCUCCAACUAAAGAAGAAAGUUAAGACACUGCAGCAAUCCAAAAGAAACCUAAGCAAGCGGUGUGAUGCGUCAGAAAAUUUGAUCAAGGAGCUAAAAGAGAGGAACCUUUUGUCAGAAAAAGGCCUUGAGGUCUUUGAAGCAACUUUCUCGCCUGAAAUUCAACAGCUUCUUGUCCGAGCCCAUGAAAAAACAAACAAGAUGUACCCCCCAGAGCUACGUGCAUUCGCACUCACUCUGCACUACUACUCUGCGGCAGCGUAUGAGUAUGUGCGGUCGAAAUUUAACAACGCUUUGCCUUCGCAACGUACGUUGCGUUAGUGGUACAAAUCUGUAAAUUCUUGAACAAAGCGGAGCAGCUGGUAUAUUCUAUAUUUUUUGCAAUUUUAGUGUGUUGUUAUAGAGUUGCCUGAUAUAACCUGCGUUUUGGGAAUCAGGCCGUUUUCGUGUGAAUUGUUUGUUUUAUUGUAUGUGCUUUUGGAAAUUGUAUAAAGCCUUGAAUGAAUAAAAACUCAUAUACCCCUGUGUUGCUUCCA
Rhipicephalus microplus (southern cattle tick) is the source of this 1055-nucleotide messenger RNA. Its product is annotated as THAP domain-containing protein 2. NCBI's taxonomy places the organism in Eukaryota, Metazoa, Arthropoda, Arachnida, Ixodida, Ixodidae. The record is from RefSeq and is a predicted model, not a curated record.